AUGAAGAUGUUCACGAGUAGCCAGAAGGGCGACAUCCAUGAGGUCGUCACGCCCGCUGAGAAGAAGAUCUCCAUACCGUCGGGUCGGCGUCUUUCGGCCAUCAUGGCAGCCCAAGCUCCGUCGCUUCCUCCUCGCUCGGCCCUCCGCAACAAAACCAUCCACGACAUCGAAGAGUCGUCCACAAGUAGCGUGCUCAGGGGCAAAGGAAGAACCAGCAGCACCGUUUGGGCCGAUGGAGGUGUCUUCGCGCGAGACGGGAACAAUCGGCGCGCCGCGAAACGCAGAGGAUUGUGGAAAUUACUUCUCAUCGCAGCCAUCAUGGUUGCCGCCAUCAUCGCCCUGUCCCUCGGCCUGGCCUUCGGCCUGCGGAAAACCAAAAGCAAUGACAGCGCGUCGAGCAGCAGCGCUUCGGCUGAGUCUGAUUCUUCAAGCAACAAGCAAAGCUCAAGCAGCACUCAAAGCUCAAGCGCUAGUCAAUCCUCUGGAUCGACCUCGUCUUCAACCGUCAGCGCCGACUUCCCGAUUGGAACCUAUUCUUUUACUACUUUCCUCGACACCGUGACGCCGGAUUGUGCGUCGAACAGUGCCACAUGGACUUGCUAUCCAUAUGUCAUCUACAAUAGCAACAAGCAAAAGGCCAUGACCACGCUCGACUGGAUCAUCACCGGCUCCGAGGGAAACUACAAGAUCUCGUCAACAGACAACAAGUUGGCGAUUGACUUUGAGGAUGUAGACCUUGUGCUCUACAGCGAGGGACAAGACAGCGAACGUUAUCAUUUCCAAUUCACCAUGGACAAGGAGGUGGUUCCUUCGACGUCCAUCACAGACGACGACUCCAGCACCGUCUGCUACUUCAACUCGACCAUAUUCACCGGUUACCUGUACACGAAAAUGGAAAAGGACUACCCGACCGAUGACACAUCCGACAACCCAUGGCCUUUCGCGGUUCGCGCAGAGCAGUCUGUCGGAGGUGGAGAAAAUGUGCCUAAUUGCUACAAGACGGAGAAUGGGCGGAUCACGAAGCAGAUCACCGACGGAUUGGAUGCAAUGGGCGCCAGUACGCUCUGCAGCUGUCUGUACAGGAACUAUCUAACAAAGUAG
Diplodia corticola is the source of this 1101-nucleotide messenger RNA. Its product is annotated as tat pathway signal sequence. The record is from RefSeq and is a predicted model, not a curated record. Bases 1 to 1101 code for a protein of 366 amino acids. The transcript has 2 exons. Lineage: Eukaryota; Fungi; Ascomycota; Dothideomycetes; Botryosphaeriales; Botryosphaeriaceae.